CGUAAGUACAUCAUUGUCGCCGUGGACUACUUCACCAAGUGGAUAGAGGCAGAAGCGCUUGCGCCAAUCACGGCCCAACAGGUGGUGCGUUUUUUGAAAAAUAAUGUACUCACCAGGUUUGGUGUCCCAAACUCAUUCGUAUUCGACCAUGGCAUGCAAUUCGACUGCGCAAAAGUCAUAAACUUUUGUGAUGAGGUAGGCGCCAUAGCUCGAUUCACGUCGGUAGCGUAUCCCCAAGCUAAUGGCCAAGCGGAGGCGGCGAACAAGUCAAUCUUACACGGCCUGCACACCCGCCUCGGGGAAGCGAAAGGUAAGUGGGCAGAGGAGCUACACACAGUCCUAUGGGCGCAUCGAACAACAUUCAAGGCAGCGACGGGCGAAACCCCGUUUGCGCUAACCUACUGCAGUGACGCGGUCAUCCCAAUAGAAACAGUCAUACCCACAUACCGCAUCACCAUGUUCAACGAGGAAGACAACAACGAAGCUCGACUCACGGACCUCGAGCUAACUACGCAAAGUACUACAACGCCAAAAUGGUCCCACACAACAUCCAAAUCGGAGACCAAGUGCUGCGGCGUAACUUUCGCCCCGACGCGAAACAUGGGAAGCUAGCGUCAACAUGGGAGGGACCAUACCUCGUCCGCGAGGUCGUAGGCGUCAAUACCUUCAAAAUCAGCACGAUUGGCGGCGAGCCAAUCCCACGAACUUGGAAUGCCCAGAAUUUAAGGAAGUACCACAAGAGAUUGUAAUCACCGCCCAUGUACCUUCACGACCGGUUUAAUUAAUGAGAUAUUCCUCCCCCAUGCAAUAACACAGUAUAUGACCGAUCACGAACCGCGCUACGAAAUAAUCAUGCAUAUGAUGCGCGACAUGUCCCGCAACCACGAGUUGCAAUGCAAAACAAAUAGAGCUACCAAGUAGCCAUGUAACUGCGCGGUUCUACAAAAUAAUCCCGCAUAUGAUGCGCGAUAAAUAGAGCUACCAAGUAGUCAUUUAACCGCGCGGUCAUGAACCGCGCUACGAAAUAAUCACGCAUAUGAUGC
Linum trigynum is the source of this 1043-nucleotide messenger RNA. NCBI's taxonomy places the organism in Eukaryota, Viridiplantae, Streptophyta, Magnoliopsida, Malpighiales, Linaceae. The record is from the annotation of a GenBank genome assembly.